Molecule: messenger RNA, 2393 nt
Organism: Lemur catta (Ring-tailed lemur)
Lineage: Eukaryota; Metazoa; Chordata; Mammalia; Primates; Lemuridae
Gene: ANGPTL5
Product: angiopoietin like 5
Exons: 9
Coding region: 609-1775 (388 amino acids)
Source: RefSeq, a predicted model, not a curated record
AUGAGAGAACUAGAAGCUGCUAUUGCAGGCUACUAUUUUGAGAAGUUGGCCAAAGAAAAUAAAGACAGAAAGAAGGGAUAGAAGCUUGAGGAAAGCAUGAUCUGAGGAGGGAUAUUUUACCAUUAGUGAAGCUCUGUACAUACCUGUCUUCCUCACUAGAUUUGUAUCCUUAGAACCUAGAACAGUGUCUUCCAAAGGGCAGACACUCAAUACAAAUUGUUGACUUGCUGUAAAAAUUGUAACAGAGUGUAAAGAACAUCCCGGAAGAAGUUGGAGACAAUGGGGAUAAGAAAAUGGGGGUUAACUUGGAAAGAGAAGGCACUCCAUUCUCUGACAGGAAUGAAGAUGAUGAUUACACAGCACCAUUACGACCACCCAAGUCCUUUGAGAAUACUAAGGUUAAAUUCUAAUUAUCAUAACAUUUUCUAAAGGAAUAAACACGAUCUACAUAUUUUGAUAACAAAACUCUUUCACUCUUUCAAUUUUCUAAAAUGCAACCAACAGCAACAUGAAAGGAGGCUUUUAACUGAAGACUCUAUGCACUGUAGUUCUUUCCACAGAAAGCUGACUGAUAUUUGAAGAAGUGUUUUCAUUUAUUCAAGAAAAGUAUGAUGUCUCUAUCCCAAGCCUUACUCUUGUUCUUAAAUGUAUGUAUUUUUAUUUGUGGAGAAGCUGUACAAGGUAACUGUAUACAUCAUCCUACGGCGUCUCCUGUAGUUAACAUUGUAGAAGAUGUAUCUAAUGUGAAAGAUGAAAGUAAAAGUAAUGAUACUAUUUAUAAGGAAGACUGUGAGAUAUCAUGCGAUGUCAAAACUAAAAUUACACGAGAAGAAAAGCAUUUCAUGUGUAGAAAUUUGCAAAAUUCUAUUGUUUCCUACACACGAAGUACCAAAAAACUACUAAGAAAUAUGAUGGAUGAACAACAAGUUUCCUUGGAUUAUUUAUCUAAUCAGGUUAAUGAGCUCAUGAAUCGAGUUCUCCUUUUGACUUCAGAAGUUUUUAGAAAACAGCUGGAUCCCUUUCCUCACAGACCAGUUCAGUCACAUGGUUUAGAUUGCACUGAUAUUAAAGAUACCAUUGGCUCUGUCACCAAAACACCAAGUGGUUUAUAUAUAAUCCACCCAGAAGGAUCUAGUUACCCAUUUGAGGUAAUGUGCGACAUGGAUUACAGAGGAGGUGGAUGGACUGUGAUACAGAAAAGGAUUGAUGGGAUGAUUGAUUUCCAAAGGUUGUGGUGUGAUUAUCUGGAUGGAUUUGGCGACCUUCUAGGAGAAUUUUGGCUAGGACUAAAAAAGAUUUUUUACAUAGUAAAUCAGAAAAAUACCAGUUUUAUGCUGUAUGUGGCUUUGAAAUCUGAAGAUGACACAUUUGCUUAUGCCUCAUAUGAUAAUUUUUGGCUAGAGGAUGAAACAAGAUUUUUUAAAAUGCACUUAGGACGGUAUUCAGGAAAUGCUGGUGAUGCAUUCCGGGGUCUCAGAAAAGAAGAGAAUCAAAAUGCAAUGCCUUUCAGCACAUGGGAUGUUGAUAAUGACGGGUGUCACCCUGCAUGCCUGGUCAAUGGUCACUCCACGAAGAGCUGCAGUCACCUCAAUAACAACACUGGCUGGUGGUUCAGUCAGUGUGGUCUAGCAAAUCUAAACGGCAUUCAUCACUCCCCUGGAAAAUUGCUCGCAACUGGAAUUCAAUGGGGCACAUGGACCAAAAACAGCUCACCUGUCAAGAUUAAAUCUGUUUCCAUGAAAAUUAGAAGAAUUUAUAAUCCAUAUUUUAAAUAAUCUCAUUUUAAAUUUUAUGCAAUUUCCACAAUUAUUUUUGAUAAUAUAUUGAAGAUUUUAUAUAGUUUGUCUUUCUACUUAGUGUUUCAAACAUGUUAGCCAAAGUUUAACUGUAGAUGGCAUUUAGUUGUUAUGGGUUAAUUAGAAAACUUCAAUUUUGUACCAUUUUAUAAAAGAAAACAUGGCUUGUUCGUUUUUACUACUACCUACAUUAACAAUAUAUAAUAAAAUUUGUCUUAAGUGAAUUACAACUUGUCUUCCUGAAAUUGAUAGUGCUUUCACAAGAUUUUACCUUUUCUUUGAAGCAUAUAAACCAUAGUAAGUUGUCAGGAAAAUUGAAGAGAGUAUUUUUUUACUUAUUUCUAUAUUUACUUUAUAUGAUUAAUCAUAUAAUCUACAGAUAAUUUCUAUUGAAGACAAUUACAAGGAAUAACUUUUAUGCAGAUUAAUAUAUAAACUACAGUGUUUAAAAGAUUUACUAUUUCUAUGUGAUGCUACAAUAUUUUACAGGUAAUAAGAGUUUGCUGCCAAAAUAAAGUUCUUCUUGUUUUCAUAUUUUAUCAGGGUUAAUAGUUUUGUUCUCAUUUGUAAUAAAUUUACCGUACACUUAUAUCCUGA